ACAAAAGGGUCGAUUUGCUUAACACUCGAACUUUCCGACCGAAUCGAUGGCGAAUUCAGAUACGGUGAUGCUCGUGAUCAGAUCCUCUCGGCCACAGUUUCGCAACAACCGAGACAAGAUCGCCUUCGUAGUUCACGCUUCCUUCAUCGCCUCCGGUUACAAGCUCGUUGCCACUGGAAGGCCGGCGUUCGCCGAAGACGCACUUUCUUCCUCUCCUUCCCAAGGCGAGGUUGGGAUCGAGGGGUGGAACGAGUUCGAGGAGUACGCGUUUGUGUAUGCGAAGAAAGGAUCGAAGAAGAUUCUGGUCAAGUGUUUGGCGAUAGAUGAUAAGCUUCUUGUUGAUGCUAUAGCUGAAGGUGGAAAAGAAGAGCCUGCUCAUCUCGAGAUUGAAGUUGGGAACUAUGUUGCUGAGUCGAGAGAGGAAGGAGACUACGAUGCAGAGUUUAAGAAUCUGGGGAAGUUAGUCACUGAUUUGCAGAAUCAGAUUCUGUACAAGGUUGCUGAAGGCCUUAAACCUGUUCCUCCUCCUAGGACCCAGUCCAGUUCGGAGACAAAUGAAGAGCGUGAGUCUGGAUAUUGCGUUAGAAGGCCUGUUCCGUUAGGUCCUCAGAUUCACCCAUCAGGGUUGGUAGUUCCUCCGAUCCCAGGCCCAGGUUACAGCGAUCUCAUCCCUGGCCCAGGUGCUGGAGUAUACCCGGUCAGGGGUGGUUUUGGCGAUGGAAGCAUGCUUGUUGGACCGAACGAUCCUCGCAUGUUCCCUGGAGUUGGUGAUCAUCAACCUGGCUUCAUGGGACCACCACAACCGGGUGUUCCACCUCCUGGUGCUCGUUAUGAUCCUAUCGGCCCAGGUUUUGAACCAGGCCGCUUAGGAAGGCAACCUCCAAGGCGGCCAGGAGAUAUUCAUCCUGAUCUUGAGCAUUUUCCCCGCGGUUUUGGUUCAGAUUAUAUAUAGUCAAAAAGUAAAGUCAUCUUCAAAAGAAACUGUGGUCAUGACCAACCACAUGUCUGUGUGUUAUUAGUCUGCGGUAGUGUCUACGUGCAGACAAUAAUAGGAUCUAGUUUGCUUUGCUUUUUGUCCGAAAUUUCUUUCUUUGGUUUUUAUUCCGCAGCUGGUUGUGUUUUAUAACUUUUAAAGUAUAAAUAUAAAUAAAGUUGUUCCU
Molecule: messenger RNA, 1160 nt
Organism: Brassica oleracea var. oleracea
Lineage: Eukaryota; Viridiplantae; Streptophyta; Magnoliopsida; Brassicales; Brassicaceae
Product: probable proteasome inhibitor
Exons: 7
Coding region: 47-952 (301 amino acids)
Biological process (GO): proteasome-mediated ubiquitin-dependent protein catabolic process
Molecular function (GO): endopeptidase inhibitor activity; proteasome binding
Source: RefSeq, a predicted model, not a curated record